Messenger RNA from Loxodonta africana (African savanna elephant), 3679 nucleotides. Its product is annotated as olfactory receptor 10R2-like. The record is from RefSeq and is a predicted model, not a curated record. Lineage: Eukaryota; Metazoa; Chordata; Mammalia; Proboscidea; Elephantidae. Gene Ontology annotation, cellular component: plasma membrane. Gene Ontology annotation, molecular function: olfactory receptor activity; G protein-coupled receptor activity. The transcript has a single exon. Bases 2545 to 3486 code for a protein of 313 amino acids. Gene Ontology annotation, biological process: G protein-coupled receptor signaling pathway; detection of chemical stimulus involved in sensory perception of smell.
CUGGGAUAAUUCUCAAUUUAUUUAUUUUCAGCAAGUUAGUUUUUGAGUAUAUACUGAGUAUUCUUGUAUAUGAUAGAGAUACAGUUUUUGUCUCUGAUAGGUUACACUUUGGGGAGCCAAAAACAAACUUACAGUAUUAGUGGCAAAGCAAGUAAGAUUUUCGUUAUUACUAAGGAAACACAGAGGGAGAAGUGAUACAGCAUGAUUAGGAACUUGUGGGAAGGAAUCAAUGAGUAUGUGAUAUUUAAUUUGGGAAUUGAAAGAAGGGUACAAUAUAAAAAAAAAUACAAGAACAACAAUAACCACAAAUACAAAGCAUGGAAUAUUUCCAGAUUCUGGAGCAUCUUCGUUAAUCUAGUGCUGCUCUAACAGAAAUACCGCAAGUGGAUGGCUUUAAUAAGACAAAUUUAUUCUCUCACAGUCUAGUAGGUUACAAGUACAAAUUCAGGGUGUCAGCUCCAAGAAAACCUUUCUCUCUGUUGGCUCCUUCGCCUGUUCGAGGAUCUUCUCAGGCACAGGGACCCCCAGGUCCAAAGGACGUCCUCUGCUCCUGGUGCUGCUUUUUUGGUGGUAUGAGGUCCCCGACGCUCUGCUUGCUUCCCUUUCCUUUUAUCUUUUGAGAGAUAAAAGGUGGUACAGGCCAUGCCCCAUGGAAACUCCCUUUACCUUGGAUCAGGGAGGUGACCUAAGGGUGGUGUUACAAUCACACCCUAAUCUGCUCAACAUAAAAUUACAAUCACAAAAUGGAAGACAACCACACGAUACUCGGAAUCACUACCUAACCAAGUUGAUACACACAUUUUUGGGGGGACAUAAUUCAAUCUAUGACAAGGUGGUAAUAUGAAAAAUAACAUAGUUGUUCAAAAUAGUUCAAUGCUCAUUAUAUACUUCUCCAUAUGCGCAUCAAUGCUAAUGUGCACGUGGAGAAGUAUAUAAUGGCAGCUGUGAGUGGAAAUGUAGUUUGGGGAAAAAUAGGAAGGACCUGGAUUAUAGUGUUUUUACUUUGUUUUAUAGAUAAUCGAGAGUCAUUUCAUUUUACUAAUAGAAUCAGACUUUUCCUAUAGAAAAAGAACUCUGCUGCUAUUGUGAGGAUGGCUUAGAGUAGGAAGAGAUGGAAUCCAGGGAGUCUGCUUAUAAGGCUCUUCUAAUAGUGCAGGUAACAGCUAAUUUCCUAUAAAAAGGAGGGAAUGAAUCCUAGAAGUAUUGUAUCAUGAAACUAGGUUGGAUGAGAAGGAUGGAAGAAAUAGUGGGUUUAAAAAUCUCUCUAAAAUUUGCAUCUUAGAUGACUAAGAGGAUUUUGAAACUUUUCAUUGAGAUACAUAAUCCUAGUGAAGCAAUAGAUUUGGGCAGGUGGUGAGGGAGGGUAAGAAUGCUUCAAUGAAAUACCUAGAAUAGGCAAAUAUAUAGAAAUUAGAGUUUAACAAGGUUAUCAGGGGCGGGAAGGAUGAGGAAAGGAAGGAAUCAUUGUUUAGGUAGUAUUAAGUAUUUUAUUUGUGGGGAUGGAGAAUUUGACAAUGGAUAUUGGUGAUGUUUGCACAACAAUAUUGACAUAAUGGUUUUUAUUGAAUUGUACAUGUGGAAAAUGUCAAAUUGGUUAAGUGCUGUGUUCUUACACAUUUUUACACACACAUACACAUAUAUACACACACAUACAACCUAGUGCUAGCAAUAGGAACUGUGCCAUAAACCCUAGCGAAAAUAUCUGAGCCUCCAUACUCAGGAAUUCAGAGACAGCUCCUAGGAAUGAUAGCCUCUUGAGUCUCCAAGUUAGGUAUAUCAAGUGGAGGAAGCGCGUCUGAAUAGGCAACCAGUGAAUGCUGAAGCAAAACUGAACUAGUCUAGCCAUGUGUUUCUGUAUGGAGAAACCAGACCUUCUAUCCUGUAAGAGUUUAUAGAAGAGUCAUAAAGGUAGUUCUAAGGCAGUAGCAGUAUUUCUAAACCUAAUUAAUUUUAACAAAUGACUGAAUGGAGAUGAGUUAUAUGAUUAGUCUUGAAAGAGAGCUAUAUUAUUUAAAGGCAAGACACAUAAAUGGAUGUUUCCUUAGAUGGGGAAUAUAUUAAAAGGAUGUGGGGGUAGGUCUUCAGACAUGAAUGCUAUAGCUUACUGAAUAUAUCUAUCAGUAAUCUGGAUAAAAGAAUAACUGCUUAAAAUCACAAUUAAUGUACAUAAAAACUCUUUUGGGGAUUCCUUUACCAAAAAAAAAAAAAAAAUGAGUGGAGACUACGUAAUGCUGCAUGGGGCAAACAAGGAUAGGAUCUAUGUGAGCAACUGUUUAUACACUGCAUGGGAACACUUGUUCCCAAAUCCACUGGUAAUAUCACUGGCUGAAAAACAGCACUUUGGGUGCAUAUCAGUUGAGAAUAAUUUCUGGUAAGUUUAUGAUUCUUUUUUUCUCUCCCAUGCCUGUUGUUUCUCAUUUGUACCAGAUUGGCACUAGUUUUUUUUUGUUUUAUUCUUAAUAAAGGGUAAUUUUCCCUUAGUUUUCUGUUUCAAAGAUCUCUGAACCUGAUCAUUUUGGCUUUAUUCCACAGGAUCAACUCUCUAUGGCCAACUCCUCCCUUGUCACUGAGUUCCUGUUGAUGGGUUUCUCCAGUCUUGGGGAACUGCAGUUUGUCCUUUUUGUGGUCUUUUCCUCUCUCUAUUUGAUCAUUCUCAGUGGAAACUUUACCAUCAUCUCAGUCAUCCUCCUGGAUCGAAGCCUCCAUACACCCAUGUAUUUUUUUCUGUGUGUUCUCUCAAUCUCUGAGACCUUAUACACAAUUGUUAUCCUGCCCAAGAUGCUCAUCAACUUGCUCUCUGUACUCAGGACACUCUCCUUCAUGAGUUGUGCUACCCAGAUGUUCUUCUUCCUUGGUUUUGCUGUCACCAAUUGCCUUCUUCUGGGAGUGAUGGGUUAUGAUCGCUAUGCUGCCAUCUGCCAGCCUUUGCAGUACCCCAUUCUCAUGAGCUGGAGGGUAUGUGGACAGCUGGCAGUAAUUACUAUUAUUUGUGGCUUCCUGACAUCUCUGGUAGGUACAGUUGUGGUGUUUAGCCUCCCUUUCUGUGGGCCCAACAAGGUCGACCACUACUUUUGUGAUAUUUCUCCUGUCAUUCGUCUUGCCUGUGCUGAUGCCCACAUUAAUGAACUAGUCAUCUUCAUUGCUGGAGUCUUUGUACUUCUUGUGCCCUUGCUCUUCAUCUGCAUCUCUUAUGGCUUCAUUGUCCACACCAUCCUGAGGAUCCCAUCUGCUGAAGGCAAGCGAAAAGCCUUCUCCACCUGUGCCUCCCAUCUCACUGUGGUUAUUGUCCACUAUGGCUGUGCUUCCUCUGUCUACCUGCGGCCCUCAAUCAAACACAUGUCAGGCAAAGAUAGGCUGGUGACAGUGACCUAUACCAUCAUCACCCCACUGUUGAACCCCAUGAUAUACAGCCUCAGGAACAAAGAUGUCCAGAUGGCUAUUAGGAAAGUGUUUGGGAAGAUUGGGUUUUCUUCUAAGACUUUAUAAUUAGAACACUUUUCAAUAUUACUCAUACAUAUGGGUCAAUAAAAAUAUGGAUCCAUAAUUGUUUUAAUUAUGGGAAUAUCUAUUUUAUUUAUCUCUGUAACUGUGUAGUUUUUGAUGAGUUGUUUGGUACUCUAGGGACUUACUCUUCUCCUAUGUAAAGAGAGGAUAUUAAUAGGCUCUUCUCUGGGUUGUU